CCUGUCUCGGUGCCCCCUUUGAGAACCGAACACAGCCUUUCGUAUCUAAAGAAUCUGUGUUCCCAAAAUGGCCUCAUUUGUUCGCUCCAGACUAAACUGCAUAUGGGUCUGUCAGUAAAAAUCAAAUUCUUCCUAUGUACAUCGAGAAAAAAACAGGAAAUUUAUCAGGAAACAAUGAAGAAAACGGCUGCUCUGUUUCAAUUUCACUCUGUUUUCCGUUACCGUGGAAUCCAGACCACUAAGUAAUGAUCUGGCUGCAGCCUCUCCUCUGCCAGUAAACCAAGCUGCCAGUUUGUCUGCUUUCACUUGCUCUCUCUCUCUCUCUCUCUUCCUUUUCCCCUUUUGUUUUCUUUUUAUUUCUUUUUUUCUGUUUUUAUCUCUUUCCAUUUAUUCUGCCCUGUUGCCCACAUUCCAUAAUCUUGUCUCUGAGCCUUGAGGAACGCUUUUGUUUCUUCUUCCUCUCCCUUGGGUUUCUUUCGGUAACACAGAACUAAGCACGGAAUUUUGGCUCAACUUUUUUACAGCAAGUUUCCAAAUGAUGUGCAGCAUUCUGGGGAAGAUGGGAUCUUUGGGUUUCUUGAUGGAACGAGAAAACCAAACCAAAAACUGAACCUCCAUCAUCAUUACAAUGAGGGACUUUGCUUGUUUCGGUGAAAGUGGAGUUCAAAUCGCUGAUGCCUCCUCAUCUUCUUCUUCUUCCUCUUCAUCUAAAAAUGCUCAGAAUCAAGUGACUUGCAUCUAUCAGACCCAACUCGGGUCUCGUUCUUGCAUAAUCACCAUAACAUGGACCAAGAACUUGGUGGGGCAAGGCCUCAGCAUCUCAAUAGACGAUUCCACAAACCAGUCCCUCGGCAAAUUGGAAAUAAAACCGUGGUUGUUCUCAAAGAAAAAGGGUUCCAAAUGCUUGGAUUCUGAUAAGAUGAAGGCUGAGGUUUUCUGGGAUCUCUCCGCUGCUAAGUUUGGACCCGGACCCGAACCAUUAGAGGGUUUCUAUGUCGCAAUUCUCUUUGAUCUUGAAAUGGUUCUGCUUCUCGGAGACAUGAACAAGGAAGCCUAUCGAAAAACAGGUACAAGCCUUCCUCCUUCUAAUGCUGUGUUUAUAGCCAAGAGGGAGCACUUGUUUGGCAAGAAGCUGUAUUGUACAAAGGCUCAGUUCUGUAACAAUGGGAGGAUUCAUGAUGUUGUGAUUGAAUGUGAUACUAUUGGAUUGAAGGAUCCUUGCCUUGAGAUCCGGAUCGAUCGAAAGAGGGUGAUGCAAGUGAAGAGGUUAUUAUGGAAGUUUCGGGGGAAUCAGACAAUUCUUGUGGAUGGGAUUCCAGUUGAAGUGUUUUGGGAUGUGCAUAGUUGGCUCUUUGAUGCGCCGGUUGGGAGCGCAGUUUUUAUGUUCCAUACCCGCAUUGCAGCUGACAAGCUGCCUUGGUCAUCCUCGCAGGUCUUCGGUGAAACCCAAUUGAGGGAUCUUGGCUUUUCGUUGAUUUUGCACGCUUGGAAGAAUGAGUAAGGUGUAUGUAAGAUCGGGAGGAUGUUUGAUUAUACUCUUGGUAAAGUUGUUUUGAUUGCUAACGGAAUGCAUUCAUGAGUAGUGAUUGGAUUUUGACAUUUGUGUGUGAGACUGUCAUUUGUUUUUUUCUUUUCAUUCUCAUGAUAUAUUUUACCUAUGAAAUGAGAACAAUAGUUGGUAUUAUAAUUGGUUUUUUAUGCAUAACUGAUUGCGGAAGCUCAAAUUCAUAGACAUGAAAUUGGGAAUAGUUCUGUGAGUCUUUGAACUGCCUUUUUUUUAAAAGCUCUUAAUUUUACUUCUAACGUUUACCUCCCGUCAUUGGUUGUAAAAUGUGUAGACUAAUUGCAGUAAGCCUUACACAUAAAUCUGGAGGUCAUGUGCACGAGGAUAUUGAGAAUAAUCCUCAAAAUUGCUAUGUGACCCAAUAUCUUAUUGAAAGUUUGUUAACUUUUUAUCCUCUUGCACUCUUCAUAUUAAAUGUAAUACUACAUUGAGCAGAAAUAGGAUGUAAGUACAUUUCACAAAAUCUUAUGUAGCAGUAUAGUCUUUAUUAUAAGGUGUUUACAUAUCUUUAAGGUGGGUUACUCUAUGGAGGAAUCAAAUACGUGACAUCUUGCUCGAAUUAAUAAAAAUAAAAAUAAAAAAAAUCUGUAACUACAUGUAAGAGACUGAGUUCACUGAGUUAUGAAGGUAAAAACAUGCUGCCGGAAGGUACUGUUUUGGUGAAUCUUCAAGUUUCCCCACUGAUCCGCCAUAUUUGUUUCUUUAUUCUUUUUUGUUUUUGUGCAGGACUGAAGAGUUCUCAUGACAAUUUACUAAGAGAAGGAUUGAGAUUAAUCAAAUGAAUCCCAUCACCCUAAAUCAAGUCUUGGUUUCUUUUUCGCAACAGGUUCACUGAAUAUCAUGUAAAUUGAUUUAUCAUCUAUUCAUCUGAGGGUACAAUGUUAAUGCCGCUGCUGUAGGCAUAACAAAUUAUGCUUUGGUUUUAUAGUUUAUUUGUGUCCAUUUAACUUCAUUUUCUGUUAUGCAUGUGCAAUUUACACCUCGCUAUGGUGUGUCAGAUCACAAAUCAAGGACUUGCUACUGAUGAAUAUUUAACUAGUUGUAUCUCAUGCAAACUAGCAUGCAUACUUUGCCCCCAUUAAAUUUCCCUUGUAUCUCUUAUGUUAUGAUUGAUUACAGAUAAAAGUGAUUAUAAGAAUGACAAUUGAUAUUGGGACACAACUAAGGAAAUGGGAAAGAGAAAAAUAAAGAAAUUAAGAAAAGGACAAGUUGUAAAGGAUUCA
Asparagus officinalis (garden asparagus) is the source of this 2787-nucleotide messenger RNA. RefSeq lists its product as uncharacterized. The transcript is spliced from 2 exons. Bases 629 to 1501 code for a protein of 290 amino acids. Lineage: Eukaryota; Viridiplantae; Streptophyta; Magnoliopsida; Asparagales; Asparagaceae. The record is from RefSeq and is a predicted model, not a curated record.